Molecule: messenger RNA, 2446 nt
Organism: Carcharodon carcharias (great white shark)
Lineage: Eukaryota; Metazoa; Chordata; Chondrichthyes; Lamniformes; Lamnidae
Gene: txnrd2.2
Product: thioredoxin reductase 2, tandem duplicate 2
Exons: 16
Coding region: 17-1558 (513 amino acids)
Biological process (GO): glutathione metabolic process; cell redox homeostasis; cellular response to oxidative stress
Cellular component (GO): cytosol; mitochondrion
Molecular function (GO): thioredoxin-disulfide reductase (NADPH) activity; flavin adenine dinucleotide binding; glutathione-disulfide reductase (NADPH) activity
Source: RefSeq, a predicted model, not a curated record
CCUCAGGCCGGACAAGAUGGCGGCGCUGAGGCUGUGGAGCCGCUGCCGGAGGAAGGCGGGAACCCGGGGGCUGGGGGUCGGAGUCCGGGGGCUGGCAGGAAAGUAUGAGUAUGAUCUGUUGGUGAUUGGAGGUGGUUCCGGUGGCCUUGCCUGUUCUAAAGAAGCGGCCCAGUAUGACAGAAAAGUAGUGGUGUUAGAUUAUGUGGAGCCAUCACCUAAAGGCACGAGAUGGGGUCUUGGUGGCACUUGUGUCAAUGUAGGCUGUAUUCCGAAAAAGCUAAUGCAUCAUGCAGCCCUGCUGGGGGGUGCCAUUAAAGAUGGCAAGAAUUAUGGCUGGGAUGUACCCCUGCCUGUACAUCAUGACUGGGGUACCAUGGCAAAUGCUGUUCAAAGCCAUGUGAAAUCCUUAAACUGGGGACAUCUAGUGCAACUUCAAGAUAAGAAGGUGAAGUAUAAGAAUCUCAAAGGUGUUUUUCUAGACAACCAUACUGUUCAAGGGGAGUCCAAGCAAGGCGAAAAGACCAUUCUGACUGCUGAAAACAUUGUGAUCGCAACUGGAGGCCGGCCAAAGUAUCCCUUAGACAUUCCAGGGGCUGAACUCGGCAUUUCCAGUGAUGAUAUUUUUUGGCUUCAAGACUCACCUGGAAAAACGUUGAUUAUUGGCGCAAGCUAUGUGGCCUUGGAAUGUGCUGGGUUUUUAACUGGUGUUGGUUUGGACACUUCAGUCAUGGUGCGAAGCAUUCCUCUUCGUGGCUUUGAUCAGCAAAUGGCCCAUUUGGUGACUGACUAUUUGGCAUCCUACGGUACCAGGAUCUUUUGGAAAUGCGCACCAAUCAAAAUAGAAAAACUGGACAAUGGAAAGCUGCAGGUUAUAUGGAAAAAUCUUGAAUCAAAUGUAGAAGAGCGAGAGUCCUUUGACACAGUGAUGUGGGCAGUUGGUCGAGCACCUGAAACGGGAGGCCUGUGUCUAGACAAAGCUGGGGUCCAGAUUAAUCCAGAAACGGGCAAGGUCAUUGUCGGUGCCAAUGAAGAAACUUCUGCUUCUCACAUCUAUGCGAUUGGAGAUAUAGCAGAGGGCCGACCAGAACUCACGCCCACAGCUAUCAAAGCUGGGAAGUUGUUGGCACAUCGACUGUUUGGCAAAUCAACUGAACUGAUGGACUAUGACAAUGUCGCUACAACAGUUUUCACACCAUUGGAGUAUGGCUGUGUAGGCUUAUCUGAGGAAGAGGCAGUACAGCGCCAUGGUGAGGACAACAUCGAGGUUUAUCAUGCAUAUUACAAACCACUGGAGUUUGCAGUAGCUGAACGAGAUGCCACCCAGUGCUAUAUCAAGAUGGUUUGCUUACGUGAAGGUGACCAGCGUAUCCUUGGGCUUCAUUUCAUUGGACCAAAUGCCGGAGAGGUCAUUCAAGGAUUUGCACUGGGAAUAAAAUGCAAUGCUACAUACUCUCAGCUAGUAUCCACAGUGGGCAUCCAUCCAACCUGUGCAGAAGACGUGAAUAAGUUGAACAUCACCAAGCGCUCGGGUCUGGAUCCAACAGUCACAGCCUGCUGAGGUUAAAUGUCAUCCCUGAAGCAACUGGCACACCACAAAACUUUACAGCACUUGAGAAAAAUGCACACUGGAGAAAAAUCCAUGUUUGAAACUGGUCAUCUUAAAUCGAAGCUAUAGCUGGCUUUGGCUAUUGACAUUUCAAGACUUUACCAACUAUUAAAGUUUGACCUAGUUUCAUUCAAUGACCUUUGCAAAAAAAAAUAAUGUUGAAUUAAGUAAAUGAAUGGAAGUGACAUUUUGUUUUUCAAUUUCUUUUUAUAGUAAUGCAAUCAAAAUGAUAUUUUUUUUUGAUGCAAUCCUUAAGGGUCCAUGCAUGUGUCCUAUUGUGAAAGUAGAACAAUUCCUAAAUCAUCCAGCAGAGGGGGAUGUCUGUUUAUAAAGCUGGAUGUGAGUAAUAUUGUCGCUUAAUUAUCCGGAAUGGAAAUCAUUUGUAACUCAGUAUUGCAAAACUGUGGGUUGCCAAUUGUAUUUGUUUUAGCUGUAAACUUGGGAGGGUGUGGGAUUGCUUUAAUGGAAACUGGCAUGUACUUUAAUUCUAUACCAUAGGCAAGAAUGUUUUUCAGAAAUUGUUGAAUGUGCCUUUUUAUCUUGUUCUGUGAAAGAUUUCCAGUUCACGAGCCAGAGAUUUUGGUGUGCUGUUCAGGGAUAAUUGGAGAAAAAGUAAAAGUGGUUUGACUAUUGCUGUUAACUGGUAUGCAUUUUGCACGAUAAAUGUAUAUUAUAUGAACAUAGUAUAGUCAGACUACACAUGUGCCAGUUAAUGAUGACUUGUUUGUAAACCCAUAUUAUGGGAUAGACUGGUCUGAUGCUGAUUGGCAUUAGAAAGUAUAUAUAUAUAUAUAUAUAUAUAUAUAUAUAUAUAGAAAUUUAAAUAAACUGAUAUUACAG